AUGGAACGAUUGUCAUUACCACUUGGUAAUUCACUUAAUAAAUCGUUCAACGACUCGGUUUCUGAUACUUCUUUUAAGAAAUAUGUUCGUUUCCCUUGUUUCAUUGGGAUCAUCUCGAAGGUGGUCCAGAAAGGUUUGCCAAUAAUCUCUUGUUCAGCAAAAGGAAUGUUCCCUUAUAAGGAAUUUCAAGCAGUUGUGCUUGCUGCUGGAGGAGGAUCCCGCAUGACUGAGCUUACUCGUGGCCAAUAUAAAUGUUUGUUACCAAUUGGAAAUCUACCAAUGCUUUGGUAUCCCCUUCAACUGUUGGAACGGGUUGGCUUCAAAGAAGCUAUUGUUAUUAUAGCUGAAUCUAUGGAACGAAAUGUUUCUUUAGCCCUGAAUGAUUUGAAUCUUAAAAUUAAGACGGACAUUGUUGCUGUGAAAAAUGCAGAAGAUUUAGGAACUGCAGAUUCCAUCAGGCUUAUUCACGAAAAGAUUUACACAGAUUUUUUGGUGAUCUCUUGUGACUUGAUUACAGACGUGGAUAUACGUGAAAUUUUGAAUCUUUAUAGGAAACAUAAUGCUAGUAUCACAGCAUUAAUGUUACCUACUCCUAAAAUACCAGAUGACUUUACAACACCAGGCCCGAAAAACAAACAAAAGCCUGAAAUCGACUUAAUUGGCAUUUGUAAUGAGACUGGGCGUUUAAUUUUCUUAGCAUCUGCUUCAGAUUUUGAAGAAACAAUAGAAAUUUCACAACCAUUUCUUAAGAAAUAUCCAAGUUUUACUAUGCAUUCUAGAUUAAUGGAUUCUCAUUUGUAUGUCAUUAAUAAAUGGGUUUUGAAUUUUCUAGUGCAAAAUAAAAAUUUUACUACAUUAAAGGGUGAACUCCUGCCAUAUAUUGUUAAGAAACAAUUUUCAAAACCUCCCAAGCAAUAUGUGGAUGAUAAAAAUACCUCUAUAGUACAAACAAAUUCAAAGGAUGCUGUCUACCAUUUCGCAGUUGAGAAAUCACUCGACGAAUUAAUCAGAAAAAUGUCAGCAUACAACGAUCAUGACACUGAUUUAGAAGAUACAUAUCAUGGAGAUAUAAUACGGUGUUAUGCUUACGUUGGUGAUGAAAAAUUUGGUUUGAGGGCAAAUACUAUACAAAUGUAUCACCUCGCUAAUACAAAGAUAUCAGAAUGGUGGAAUAAUGACAACAAUGAACAGUCUUCUGUACCAAUUAUUGCUCCUACAGCAACGAUACGUAGCACACAAAUACAAGAUUGUCGAGUGGACAACAAUGCUCUUAUUGAUGAAAAAACAUCUCUUAAACAUACUUAUAUUGGACCACAUGUUACUAUCGAAUCGAAGACCACAAUAUCACAGAGUAUUUUAAUGGAAUCCGCAAUUGUCAAGCAACGAUGCAUAAUACAGAAUUGCAUAUUAGGCAGUGGUUGUAUCAUCGAAGAAGGUGCUGAAUUGAAGGACUGUAUAGUUGGCUAUAAACAAGUUGUACCACCUGGAAGUCAAUAUUCUCGCGAAGUUCUUACUGAUGCAAAUGACUUGAUAUUUUAUGAACAAAGGGUACAUCAAGUUUUGGUAAGCGGCGGAAUAAAACGCAUACAUUGUGUAGGCGUUGUGGCCGCAGCUCCUACCACAUCCAAAAAUCGCAAUGUGCUCAAUGUGGAUACCCACAGAAGAAAAUGCGAUCAUGAAUGGAUUUAGGGAAGGUUUGCCAAAACCUAAAUCAGUUCAAACUAAAUAAAUCUAAAUAAUUCUUGUAACAUUUCUUGUAAUAAAUAAUCUAAAAUGUCUAUUAAUUAUACAUUAAUGCAUAAAUUCCGUUUUAGAUUGUAAUGAAAAGCAAUUGCAAUUAAGUAUCAUAAUGUUCUUAAACUUUACUUUGAAAUAAGUUACUUUAGCUAUUUUUUAUAGUUUUUAAUGAAUAAUGUCUAGAAAUAUCGGUUUUGAGAUACGAAAAUUAUUUAAAAAGUUAUGCAUAACUAGCACAUAACUUGCACGCUAUGUAGAUGUUCAGCGAUACUAAUUUUGCUCAUCCAGUUUUCUACAAAGUGCUAAUUUGCUUAUAUUUAUCUGAACAUUUAUGUAUAAUUGUACAUAUUUACGUAAUUUGUACAAUAUGCAUAAAUUUUUAAAAUCUUUCUUUUUUGAAUUCUACUGUCGCAUGUUAUAGGGAGAACUUGUAAAUUUCAGCCAAAAAUGUAAUCUUUUCCAAAUGGAAGAUUACAAGUAUAAAAUAUUAAAUGGUGGGGGCAGAAGAUGCACCGCGCAGGCGCGGCGCAACUUUCGAUUGCAUUCCGUCUUAUAAUAAUCGCGAUUUCGCAAAUUUCUAUUCAGUAACGCGUAGAUUUAUAUUGCAAACUGCUAACUUACAUCUAUUUUUAAAAUCUGCGUGAAAGAUAUCCGAUCUUUUAGUCGAAACCGGUAUGUUAUCGGGCCACAUCCGACCGCGAUUUUGUCUUCAUAAACAUCAACGAAUCAAAAUCUCUAUGAUUAUCCAACGUUGUUCAAGAAAGUAAAAAAAGGAUUUAAAGAAGCUAAUACUUUAAAUAAAAUACGAGAAGUACGAUUUUCUUAAUAUAUCAUAAAUUAACAUAAAAAGUAACUACUUGAUAGAAUCUAAGCUCAACACACAAAUGACUGUUUGGGGCAAAUUGUUCGGCAAGUAUCUUUUGGUGACUAAUACUGUGAGCUGUGGUUUAAUGAUGGCUGCAGGAGACGUUAUUCAACAACGUAAUGAUUAUUUAAGGAAGUACAAUGUACCUACUGGUACAUAUGUGAUGGCAGCAUCCCCAAAUGCAGAACGAAAGUUUCAUAACUCAAGAAAUUCUGACGAUUAUAUACACGAUUACGAGCGAACUAAAAACAUGACCAUUGUGGGUCUGCUUCAAGGUCCUUUUCAUCACUGGUUUUAUAUGAUAUUGGACAGGCUGAUCCCCGGGAAAACCGCACUGUCUGUUAUCAAGAAGACCUGUCUAGACCAGAGUAUAGCCAGUCCAACCUGUCUAGGAAUAUUUUUCGUCGGCCUUGGCCUUUUAGAACAUCACAAUAUAGAAGAGAUCCGCGAGGAAAUGAGACUGAAAUUAUACGAUACGUGGAAGGUCGACUGUUGCUUUUGGCCUCCAACGCAGUGCAUAAAUUUUUUAUUCGUACCUCUUCAUUAUAGGGUGCUCUACAUCAAUUUUAUGACAAUGAUUUAUGAUAUUUUUCUAUCAUACAUGAAAUAUGACGCGCAGUAUGAAUGACGACAAAACCUUAAAACUAGUCUGUUGUACAAAUAAUUAUAUUUUUCUAGGUGAUCAUCUGUAACUUCUAAUAUCUUUGUGAGUAUACAUUACAUAGAAUGUACCAUAAUCAACGUGAAAAAAUAUUAUCAGAAAUAAAGAAGCUCCUGUUUUUGUACGAAAAGAAAAUAUCGUCCAUAAGUUUAAAAUCCUACUAUCGCAAAUUGGAAUUAGAUGGUGAUAAUAACGGAUGGAAAUUGAAAAAUUAACGCACACGCUUAAAACAUUCCGUUACGCUUGUUUAAUCGAUGAGAUUUACAUUGGCGUCUCGGAGGUUUUGAAAUUUUCACUCCCUCAACUCCGAAUGGCGUUUAUCAAUAUUAUCAAUGUGCAAUUGUCUGAUGCAUCUUAGAGGAAUUUUUAUUCUGUUUCCUUAUCGUCCGUAACAACAGUCCAUCAGAUGCAACAUGUUUAUUAGAGUGACAACUUCUGUUUGUCAAUUGGCGACAAUGGGAUUACAAAGUCUCCUAAGCCGUCGGUCGCCAGUAAGCAAACACCCAUCAUUGAUGUGAAAAUACAAAUAAUAAACUGAGCAAACAAUAAACAAAACUGACAAACAGACGCGUCGAUGCAUUUGCACAAAAAUUGAAGAGACAUUACAGAAUAAAGAAUUUUCUUUGUAAUCAACUUUUGUAGGUGAAACUUAACCGAAGCAAUGAGAGAAAUAUCUUUGUCAUGUAAGUUUCAUAUUUAAUUUCUCCCUGUUAAUAUAUUAAUUUCAUCGAACUUCCUAGUGAAUUGGAUACUGCUAAAAAACUACUAUAAAAAAUAUUUCAAUAAGAGGAUAUUGAUAGAUAAAAAUUUCAAGAAUUCGCAUAAUGAUAGAUUUAAUUGAACGAUAGACUUAAUCAAAAUUCGAUCUACUGAUAAUUCAAAGUAAUCUGUCGUUCCCUUAUCAGCUUUUAAAUCUGAUCAAUUCUAUUAGUUCAUCUAUUGGCAUAAGUUAAAGGUCAUAUUUAUCUUUAUAUAAAAAAAGAAACAAAUUUGAAAAUGUAUUUCUGUCGAAAUGACAUUCAAAUAUCUACAUCUGUAUUUCACAGUUACGAUGAAAAUAUAAAAAUAGAUAACAAAAAGAUGUUAAAACAUACGCAACAAAAAAUGAGUAAAUGUUUGUUUACAAUUAAAUGUUACGAUCCGUGAUUGAACUGUUUGCGAAAUGGAGGGAGAUCCAAAACUCGAGCAGUGCCAAGAAGCAUCAGAGCGGCUCCGAUAGUGUACAUCGUCGUCUUUCCAAUCAGUUUUGGAAAUUUUCUUGAAUGAUAUGCAAUAUAUAAGCCGGAGCCAAUGAGACCGCAACCACUGAAAAUUCUACAGCCCAAGCAGUCACGAUCUCGAUUGUUAAUUAUGCUUUUUACUGUAGGUGUUUCUUGCAUUUUUCACUUUACAACGAUAUGAUAAAGAACACUUGAAACUUAUGCGAAUAAACGUUUUCGAAACAAUUGGUUUUUACAUUUAAAUAGGUUAGGUUUUGUAUCUGAAUAGGUUUAGGUUAGGUUUGAUGUUUAAAUUACCACAUUCGCAAUAUAUCAAAAUAGGAUCGAAUUUGAGUUCAUAUUAAAUAUUUUUGCUAUAAAUAUAUAUAAAUGACAUAUCAUUGUUUAUGUUCAAAUAAUAAAAAUUUAAUAAAACGUAGAUUCAAUUCAGAUCAUUAGAUUGAUCAGAUUAAUUUGCUAAAGUCGAUGUUAUAAAUGAAACAUAACCUAAUCUUUG
Heterotrigona itama is the source of this 4979-nucleotide messenger RNA. The record is from the annotation of a GenBank genome assembly. NCBI's taxonomy places the organism in Eukaryota, Metazoa, Arthropoda, Insecta, Hymenoptera, Apidae.